AUGAAUACCGUCUCGAAUUCCCUAUCAACAAACGAGUUUGUUGCAUUCAAAAAUCACUACCCAUUCCACGGUCCAAGGGAUGGUACAGUACUACCUAUACACACCUUCAACAACUUGCCAAUCGGACCCCACAAUCAAACACGCACUCAAACAACAAAUAAUGAUACCGACCCUGUCGAUUUUGACAUUGAGUCAGACAAUGUCGAUAUGCCGGAUCUUCGAUACGACUCUGACAGCUCUUCCAUGACGACGCUCCUGAUGUUAGAGUGUGAUGUGGGAAACUAUAAGUGA
Molecule: messenger RNA, 291 nt
Organism: Sphaeroforma arctica JP610
Lineage: Eukaryota; Ichthyosporea; Ichthyophonida
Exons: 1
Coding region: 1-291 (96 amino acids)
Source: RefSeq, a predicted model, not a curated record